AUGAAUCAAGCAGAAGUUACAAAACUAGUUUCUAAAUUAAAAAUUAAAGUAAACCCUAGGUUAAGAAAAUUUAGAAAUCCUCUUGGACCUGAAGAGAGGCUAAACAAGUUAAGGAAAACUGUAACGGCCCUUAUAAAACAUGAAAGGAUAGAACUAAAUUUUCCCAGAGCAAAUGAAUCAAGGAUGUACGCUGAAAGGGUAAAUGGAAUCAGUUUUAUUGUACUAUUAAGUUGUACUUAG
Diabrotica balteata is the source of this 240-nucleotide messenger RNA. Lineage: Eukaryota; Metazoa; Arthropoda; Insecta; Coleoptera; Chrysomelidae. The record is from the annotation of a GenBank genome assembly.